CCGAUCGCUCGUUUGGUUGCCAUGAGGGAGCUGCGCUAGUCGGGCAUUCUAUCUUUUGUGUGAGCCUUGCACUUCCUGCUCGCCUGCUCGCUUGCUGCACAGCAGAGAGGAAGAAGAAGGAGGCGAAGGUCGCGAAGCUGGGUUAUCGUCGUCUUUCGCCUUGAGGGUCUGUUGUGUGAGUCUGGCCGGGAACUGGGAAGAACGUCGCCCCAAGACGUGGUGGUGUGUGAUGGAUUUCGAACAUGAGAUGACAGACAGGAAGCUCUAGAAGAAGAAGAGGACCCUAAGAGAGUGAGUCGCAAUCGAUUAUGGGGUGGCGCAGGACACGUUCAGUGCGGUGGUUUGAGGGGGCGAUGCCCAAAAUAUUGAUGAUGCCCAUGACUACCACCCCUUCUACCACUUGUACCUCUACCUCCUUCUCCUGGUGUAAAAGAGAAGCCAAGUGAAGCUCUCCGUCACUUCACUUCGUCGCCCCAACCCUAAUGCACCACUUUACUAUCAUCACUACGAGCAUCCUCGUCCGUGCUGCUCCCGUCCCGCCCGUCCUGUCUGUCACCUCUCUGCUGCCCCCGCUAGCUUCGACUGCGACUUGAGUGCCGUAGAAGAGAAUUCCCCUGCCCCGUUUUUUCCCUCGCUUGCGUUUAAAAGGCCUGUCUGUUCUCCCGAACUCCCUGCUCGGACCCGGGGCCCCCCUGCGCGACCUGUCUUCCCGGCGACUCACUUGCUGCUGCCCAGCCCCGAUCUGCCCGGACUCCAGUGUAAUGAUCUGAGUGACGAACGUUAGGGAAACACUGGGCCAGGAAAUAUAGAGUCAAGCCAUUGAACUCCGAAGUUACUCUGGUGGUACACAGCCAUCACCCCGGACAGGAAUGAACUUGUAAACAGCAAUUGCUCGCCGAUCGAACAUCCAUGUGCGUGUCGUGAAGUGUGCAUUCGCACUCCUCUGCAGAAAUACAACCGCCUGCGACCUUCUUCAACAAGCCUGUAAAUAAUCAUCAAAUCAGAAGAGCCCUCAAUUUGGUGCACAAAACCACAGUAAUUUCGGGGCUGGCCCGGGACUCUAGACCUCGCUGUCUUGCAGACUGCUCCGUCGAGCUUCUCGAUUUGUCUUGAGAGACUGUGAUCCCCACUUGGGCACUCGAACUCGCCUGUGAUCCUAGAUCUUUGGGGGAGUUCGUAACGCCUGAGGAUACUUGAACGUAUGCAUCCUACUUAUCCUGCUGUGGAACAUCGUCAAUACGGAGCAAUGUUCCUCUAAGGCUGAAUCUGGGAUUUGUGGAGAUCACGUUACGGUUAAGGCCGAAUGUUUUCAAACCCAAUGUACUCCCCCGAUAAACGUUGAGUGUCCUCUGACGAGAGACAGCUCUCUGUCAGUAGGCCAGAGGUGUCCUUGUCAAGAGAAACACUACUCCACUGCUGAAGCUGGGAAGUAGCCAGGGGUCACCGGAGAAGAAUGCCUGCUUAAGGUCAUUCACGGUGCUUCGGGCCUGGGCAUGGUCAUAGGGUUUCAGGACAUUUGUCAGGAGAACGAGGGACCGGGACAACUCGACGAGAAAUGUUCUACUGGUCUAAGGCCGCUACCGCAUGCCGAAAUCGAAUGAGUUUCUUUCGAGCGUGUUUUAGUGGGAGAGUGUCGUGAACCAAGAGAAAUGAUCAUGACUCAUACUCAAACCCGGAGGAGGAGAGAGACUCUGCUGAGCUCGUGAGAUUCAGGUCGCAAGUAGGGAUUGGUCGAAGAAUCUAAAGUUUGAUGUGGAACCUUAAAACGGGGAGCACUAGAUGUCAGCUGACGAAAUUCGGGCGUGGGACUUCGAAAUACACACCGAAGUGAUAGAGGGUCUGUGAGCAGAACCAGGAGAUGGAGCGACCCAGCGGGUUCAUAUCGUAUUUGUUCCAAGGGGAAGACUGUUUGGGCGAUGUGCUGAUAUCCCCUCAAGAUGCCGAUCAUUCUUAUGUACAAUACUUAUUUGACAAGGAAAUCCGUGUCUCGUUUAUGUCUCCCCCAAGCGAGCGAUGUCUUCCGCUGACGGUGCUACACACCAUAGCAUCCAAUGGUCCAUGGUUUAAAUUGGUUCCCGCUGAGCAACAUGUGCACGGCCUGGAUCAGCUGUACACAACAUGUCUUGAAGAAGCCAAGACAGCAGUCGUGCAGCUUGAGAAUGGGAACGAAUUGCAUCUGGUUGCCAUGGCUCCGAGGGCUGGAACGCAGCCGAGACCUUGCUUUUGGGCAUAUCUGACAAGUGAAGGAAUGUACGCGUCAUGCCUCGGAAUGUUGAAUCUGAGAUGUCUGGCCAUGGUGUUUGAUCUAGAUGAAACACUCAUUGUUGCCAACACAAUGAGGUCUUUUGAAAACCGCAUUGAAGCACUUGAUAGAAAAAUUCGUGGGUUAGAGAAUGAUCCGCAAAGAAGAGCUGGUAUGGCAGCAGAGAUGAAAAGGUACCAGGAGGACAGGAGCAUUCUUAAACAAUAUGUGGAUAACGAUCAGGUAUUUGAGAAUGGACUGUUAGUGAAGGCACAGGGGGAAGUUGUCCCUCCUCUUGCAGAAGGAGCCCUUCCGUUGGUGAGACCCAUUAUCCGCCUUCCCGAGCGCAAUAUGGUGCUCACACGCAUUAACCCAGCUGUGAGGGAUACAAGUGUUCUUGUGAGGUUACGCCCAGCAUGGGAAGAACUUCGGAGCUAUCUUAUAGCAAAAGGUCGCAAACGAUUUGAGGUGUACAUAUGCACCAUGUCUGAAAGAGAUUAUGCUCUAGAAAUGUGGCGUCUUCUUGACCCGGAAUCUCGACUCAUCAAUAUCCGAGAGUUGAUGGAGCGGGUUGUAUGCGUGAAAUCAGGUAACAAAAAGUCAUUAUUGAAUGUCUUCCCACAUCAUCGGUGUCAUCCAAAGAUGGCUAUGGUGGUAGAUGAUCGAUUGAAAGUCUGGGAGGAUUCUGACCAACCACGGGUUCAUGUUGUGCCUGCUUUUGCUCCCUAUUAUGCACCACAGGCAGAGACGAACAGCCAAAUACCAGUCCUAUGCGUUGCGAGGAAUGUGGCCUGCAAUGUUCGGGCAGGAUUUUUCAAGCACUUCGACGAAAACCUUUUCCAACAGAUGUCCGAAGUGCAUUUUGACACAGAUGUCGCAUCACUACCUCGCCCCCCUGAUGUUAGCAACUACUUGGUGCCAGAGGAAGGUGCUUUUCCAGUCUUUAGUAUGCCUAAUGGGCCGAAAGAGUUUCCCGAUGGAAUGGCUAACGUGGAAGUGGAAGCCCGGUUAGAUCAGGCAUCGAACAAUGUUGGACUUCCAAGGACGUUUCAAGGAGAGAACGAAGAGAUGAGAUUAGCGUUAGACCCAAUAGUGCAGUUAGUGCAACCUCCUCCUCUAUCGCAUAUUCUAUCAGGAGGCCAUGGUCCUCAACAAAUUAACCUAGACCCACGACAAGAGGAGGUCGACGCGUAUUCACACGCAGGAGCUGGAGAUCACCAACAUUACAUACAACCAGCCCUUCCGAGGCCCAUGACUGUUAUGCACAAAACUUCAGCCCAGGGUUCAUCACCAGCUAGAGAAGAAGGAGAAGUACCUGAGUCAGAGCUGGAUCCAGAUACACGCAGGAGGCUUCUUAUUUUGCAGCAUGGGAUGGACACUAAUCACGCCAGAGAACCAUUACUACUCGACGAACCACCUUUUCCGGUCAAACUACCGGGGGUUAUUCCUUCCUACGCAUCUCCCGGCGGUUGGCUGGGUGGUGAAGAAGAGAUGAGUCCUCGAAGACCAACUCGCGCUUCACCUGAGCUGUUGCUUGAACCAGAGUCUCCUUCCUUCGACAGCCAACAACGUCUCCAAGGACCUCCUGGUUUUACUCCUAUUAACGACGGCCCUUAUCUUGCCGAUCGGUGUGGUCCACGAGAUCCAAGAAGGCGGCUCCCGGCAGAAGAGAUGUUCCUUCAAGAUGAUCGACAAGGGCCGGAUGGAUUCUCUUUAGAACAUUCUUCUGUAUCAGAUGAGGAUGAGCAGUCAUUGGGCAGGGGUUUAUCAGAUAUGCCUGACGUACAGUUACAUUCAGGAAGAAUGGCUCCUACCAAUUUUGUCAAUGUUUUGCAAGGGAUCGCUCAACGGUGUAAAGCUAUUGUGGAGUAUAAAUCACUGUUGACUUCAUCAUCAGCGCGAUUACUCUUCACUGUGGAGGUCCUAUUCGCAGGGCAGAAGGUUGGUCAAGGUACUGGCAGGACGAAGAAGGAGGCCAAGAUUCGAGCUGCCGAAGAUGCCCUUCGGUUUCUAGCGAGGCAAUUUCCAUCACAAGGUCUCCAUCAGUCUGUGGGUGUAGCAUCUAGGCCUGCAAAUCAUCCUUUUCUUGGGUCAGUAGAAGAAGGGGAACCGAUGUUAGCCCGACAAAGCUCUAGGGAUCCAAGGAUCUCAGCAGGUCUGGGUCCAGGCAUUAUGGACUUGGAGUUAACCGUGCCCAGUACGUCGGGGCAGGUCAAUUACGAAUACUCACGAGCGGUGCCCAAUUUUGUUGCAACUCUAAAAGAUCGGUGUACAGUACUUGGUGUAAAUGUGAAUUUUCAGGAACUUCCUUCGACAGUAUCAGCUCUAAGAAAAGUAUUUACUUGCCAGGUGGAGGUUGGUGGACAGGUAAUGGGUAAAGGUAGUGGCAUAACUUGGGAUGCAGCCAAGCAAUAUGCUGCGGAGGAGGCUUUGAGAAAUUUGAAGCAAGGAAAGCGAGCGAACAACACCCCACGAUCACCGCCUAUUGGAGCAAAGCGAAUUAGGAUUGGACUCCCCUCUUCACCAGGUAGAGGCAGAGGGAGGUUAUCUCCACGAAGGAGACCACCGAUGCCCUGACUUAGAAGCUUAGUGUAGGUUGUUUUGUAAAGCUCAUAGAGUAGAGCCGCUUGGGGCAAUCUUCGAGCUACAAUUCUUUGACUUAGGUAAACCGUUGGCUGUUUGUGAGGAUUUAGUACGUACAUUAUUGAUUCAUCAACAUUGGGAUUUUUUCUUCUAGUUUUUUUCUUGCUGCCAAAAGCAAGAACGUGAAAGCACUAAGCCUAGCUAACGAAGGGCUCGAAGGAUAGGUGUAGGACAGUAUGAGAACUCACGAGGAGGAAGAGCAGAAAUUUUCCAUCUGUUACGAUGUGGCCUCUGGAAGCUAUAUUCUCUUGAUGCAGUUACUUGAGCUUCUUUUGCUGAGUAAGUUAAUGCCUCCAUGGGCUGAUGCAACAUUUUGCUCAAUUAUGUACACUCUAACCCCUC
Molecule: messenger RNA, 5227 nt
Organism: Marchantia polymorpha subsp. ruderalis
Lineage: Eukaryota; Viridiplantae; Streptophyta; Marchantiopsida; Marchantiales; Marchantiaceae
Source: the annotation of a GenBank genome assembly